AUGCUUCCUAUUCUCCGGCCAUCGCUUGGUGUCGCUUCCACAGUGAUCGGACAACGGGCCGGCCUCGCAGCUGUCUCUGCAGCCUUCCGAACACGCGCACGCCUUAGCACAGCAUUAUCCACGACACCAGCAACCUCAAAAACUACCAGAAGCAUCGUACACGACCACCCAUACCCAUCCUCGCAGCAACUCCGAGCCUACCGACGACAUGUAACCAGCCCUAAUCUCUAUUCCGGCACGCCAACGCCAUGGCGACCGACGACAACCGCUCGCAUCCCCCCAAUCAACACCGGCCCUCCUCCAUGGCGAGGACAAAAACAACAACGCCGUUUCGCCUCAGACUGGUGGAACCGCUCCUUCAACGAGCGCGUCGACCCCUACGGCGUCCACCGUCGCUACGCCGACCCGCUCUUCACCAACCAAGACUUGAAACGAGCCGCGCGCCACCAAAACACCAAAUACUUUGCCAUUUUCUGCGUCGCGGGAACCAUCAUCUUCUACUUCAUCAACCUCGAGACCGUCCCCGUGUCGGGCCGCACGCGCUUCAACAUUUACUCGCGCAAGCGCGUUAUCGAGGCCGGCGAGCUGUCCUACCGCCAAUUACUCUACGACCUUGAAAAAAAGGGGGUCGCCAUCCUGCCCGACUGGGACCCGCGCACGCAGCGCGUGAAGCGGGUGAUGGCGAAGCUGAUCCCGUUCAGCGGGAUGAGAGACGAAAAAUGGGAGAUCUUUGUGAUUGACGAUCCGCACACGGCCAACGCGUUCGUCUUGCCGGGUGGGAAGGUGUUUGUCUUCAGCGGGAUUUUGAACCUAGCUAGGACGGACUCGCAGCUGGCGACGGUGUUGGGUCAUGAGAUUGCGCAUAACGUCGCCGAUCAUGUCGGCGAGCGCAUGUCGCAGAGCCUGGGCGUGAAUAUUUUGUUGUACAGUCUUGUGGUGCUCUGCAGCGCUUUGGGUCUCGGUGCUAUCAUCGCCCAGUUUGCGGGCGCAUGGGCGCUCAACACGGCGAUCGCGAACCCGAUGAGCCGCAAGCAGGAGAGCGAGGCGGAUUAUAUCGGGCUGAUGAUGAUGGCGGAGGCGUGCUAUGAUCCGAGGGAGGCGGUGACGUUUUGGGAGAAGAUGGGUAGGAAGACGCAGGAAAAAGUGCCCGAGUGGAUGAGUACGCAUCCUUCGCACUCGAACAGAAUCGAAAAGAUCCAAGAGUGGUUGCCAGAAGCCCUGGAAAAGAGGGAAAGGAGUGAUUGUCGUACUACUGCCUCGUUUGCGGACCUAUUCAGGCAGGCGUUACUGAAUGGUACCAUAGAGAUUCGCCAGUAUUAUUAG
Molecule: messenger RNA, 1323 nt
Organism: Neurospora tetraspora
Lineage: Eukaryota; Fungi; Ascomycota; Sordariomycetes; Sordariales; Sordariaceae
Product: peptidase family M48-domain-containing protein
Exons: 2
Coding region: 1-1323 (440 amino acids)
Biological process (GO): protein quality control for misfolded or incompletely synthesized proteins; mitochondrial protein processing
Cellular component (GO): mitochondrial inner membrane
Molecular function (GO): metalloendopeptidase activity
Source: RefSeq, a predicted model, not a curated record